CGGACCUCGCGCUCCGCGCCGCCGCCGCAGCCGGCUUUUGUUGUCUCCGCCUCCUCGGCCGCCGCCGCCUCUGGAGCGAGAGCCGCGCGGGGACCUUGGCUCUGCCCUUCGCGGGCGGGGGCUGCGCGGGGCCCGGCCGGGAUCCGAGAGAGGCGCGGGCGGGCGGGCGGCCGGGGACGCCGCCGGCCCCGCCAUGGAGCUCCGGGCUGGAGGCUGGUGGCUGCUGUGCGCGGCCGCCGCGCUCGUCGCCUGCGUCCGCGGGGACCCUGCCAGCAAGAGCCGGAGCUGCGGCGAGGUCCGCCAGAUCUACGGGGCCAAGGGCUUCAGCCUGAGCGACGUGCCCCAGGCAGAGAUCUCGGGUGAGCACCUGCGGAUCUGCCCCCAGGGCUACACCUGCUGCACCAGCGAGAUGGAGGAGAAUCUGGCCAACCGCAGCCGCACGGAGCUGGAGACGGCGCUCCGCGACAGCAGCCGCGCCCUGCAGACCAUGCUCGCCGCCCAGCUGCGCAGCUUCGACGACCACUUCCAGCACCUGCUGAACGACUCUGAGCGGGCACUGCAGGACGCCUUCCCUGGCGCCUUCGGGGAGCUGUACACGCAGAACGCCAGGGCCUUCCGGGACCUGUACGCGGAGCUGCGCCUCUACUACCGCGGCGCCAGCCUGCACCUGGAGGGGUCGCUGGCCGAGUUCUGGGCCCGCCUGCUGGAGCGCCUCUUCAAACAGCUGCACCCCCAGCUGCUGCUGCCCGACGACUACAUGGACUGCCUGGGCAAGCAGGCCGAGGCGCUGCGGCCCUUCGGGGAGGCCCCACGGGAGCUGCGCCUGCGAGCCACCCGCGCAUUCGUGGCCGCACGUUCCUUCGUGCAGGGACUGGGGGUGGCCAGCGACGUGGUCCGGAAGGUGGCCCAGGUGCCGCUGGGCCCAGAGUGCUCGCGGGCCGUCAUGAAGCUGGUCUACUGUGCUCACUGCCUGGGCGUGCCCGGUGCCCGGCCCUGCCCCGACUACUGCCGCAACGUGCUCAAGGGCUGCCUCGCCAAUCAGGCCGACCUGGACGCUGAGUGGAGGAACCUCCUGGACUCCAUGGUGCUCAUCACCGACAAGUUCUGGGGCCUGUCGGGUGUGGAGAGCGUCGUCGGCAGCGUGCACGUGUGGCUGGCGGAGGCUGUCAAUGCCCUCCAGGACAACAGGGACGCGCUCACGGCCAAGGUCAUCCAGGGCUGCGGGAGCCCCAAGGUCAACCCCCAGGGUGCUGGGCCCGAAGAGCGGCAGCGCCGGGGCAAGGCGGUGCUGCCCGAGAGGCCCCCCACGGGUGCGCUGGAGAAGCUGGUCUCUGAGGCCAAGGCCCAGCUCCGUGACGUCCAGGACUUCUGGAUCAGCCUCCCGGGGACGCUGUGCAGCGAGAAGAUGGCCCUGAGCACCGCCAGUGACGACCGCUGCUGGAAUGGGAUGGCCAAGGGCCGGUACCUCCCCGAGGUGAUGGGCGACGGCUUGGCCAACCAGAUCAACAACCCCGAGGUGGAGGUGGACAUCACCAAGCCGGACAUGACCAUCCGGCAGCAGAUCAUGCAGCUGAAGAUCAUGACCAACCGGCUGCGCAGCGCCUACAACGGCAACGACGUGGACUUCCAGGACGCCAGUGACGAUGGCAGCGGCUCCGGCAGUGGCGACGGCUGCCCGGAUGACCUCUGCGGCCGGAAGGUGGGCAAGAAGAGCUCCAGCUCCCGGACACCCUUGACGCACGCCCUCCCCGGCCUGUCGGAGCGGGAGGGGCAGAAGACCUCGGCCGCCAGCUGCCCCCAGCCCUGCGCCUUCCUCCUGCUCCUCCUCCUCAGCCUGGCCCUCGCAGCAGCCAGGCCCCGGUGGCGGUAACUGCCCCACGGCCCCGUGGGACUGAGGCCAAGGACUGACUUUGCCGAAAUGCAGAACGGACGAUAUUUAAUUC
Propithecus coquereli (Coquerel's sifaka) is the source of this 1943-nucleotide messenger RNA. RefSeq names its product glypican 1 (gene GPC1). The transcript is spliced from 9 exons. Gene Ontology annotation, biological process: cell migration; regulation of protein localization to membrane; negative regulation of fibroblast growth factor receptor signaling pathway. The record is from RefSeq and is a predicted model, not a curated record. Gene Ontology annotation, molecular function: fibroblast growth factor binding. Gene Ontology annotation, cellular component: extracellular region; plasma membrane; cell surface. Bases 194 to 1870 code for a protein of 558 amino acids. NCBI's taxonomy places the organism in Eukaryota, Metazoa, Chordata, Mammalia, Primates, Indriidae.